This is a messenger RNA of Lobosporangium transversale, 1108 nucleotides long. RefSeq names its product Rtf2 RING-finger-domain-containing protein. The transcript is spliced from 2 exons. Gene Ontology annotation, biological process: site-specific DNA replication termination at RTS1 barrier; mitotic DNA replication termination. Bases 83 to 1000 code for a protein of 305 amino acids. Gene Ontology annotation, cellular component: nucleus. The record is from RefSeq and is a predicted model, not a curated record. NCBI's taxonomy places the organism in Eukaryota, Fungi, Mortierellomycota, Mortierellomycetes, Mortierellales, Mortierellaceae.
UAUCUUCACAGUACACCGUACUCUAUUCCACAGGACAUCACUUUUACACCAUCUAUUAGAAAGAAAGAAAUUCGGCCAUAAUAUGGGUUGUGACGGAGGCUCCAUUCCUAAGCGAGAUGAACUUGUCAAGCAGAAGCAGAAACAAACCAAAGUCGACCAGAGCAUCCUUAACAGAGUACAAUGGUUCUCCUGUGCACUCUCUAAGAAGCCUCUGAGCACACCCAUUGUAUCAUGUGGACUCGGAAAACUCUACAAUAGAGAUGCCAUUUUAGAAUUCCUUCUUGACAGAACUGCUUAUGGUGAUGGAGAUCGGAUUUGUAAGCACAUCAAAUCACUCAAGGAUGUUGUAACCUUACAACUGGAGCCCAACCCUUCUUUCUCCCCCGACCACUCGCCCAGUCUCACAAAUCAUGAUCAGGAGCCAGUCGCUCGCUUUAUUUGCCCAAUUACUAUGAAGGAGAUGAAUGGAAAGCAUAGAUUUGUAUAUCUGGAUACAUGUGGUUGCGUCAUGUCAGAACAAGCUUUAAAGGAGGUCCCCUCUACGACCUGUAUUAAGUGCGCGAAGCCAUUUGAAUCACUGAAUGUGAUUGUUCUUAAUCCUAAACCAGAGGAGCAGGAAGCUAUGGAAGAAGCUCUAUUGGAGAAACAACUUAAAGCACUAGCAGAAAAGAAGGAAAAGAAGAAGAAUAAGGCUAGUAAGAAGGAACAGACCGAAAAGACGGGCAAAACAGACUCAACGUUGCAUGAGACUUCUUCUAACAAACGCAAGCUAGACGAGGCAGCAACGGACAGCUCCAGGCACAAAAAACAAUAUACGGCAGCUUCAGAAUUAGCAAGAGCACCAGUGGCACCUUCUCCCACUCAUUCAUUGACUGCAGCUGUUGCGGCUAAAGUAGCAGAGCAAAUGGCUGCCAAUGCCAUGAGACAAAAGUCCUCAGCUAUUCAGUCUCUUUACAAUAGUAAUGUAAGGAGUCAGAAGGAGAACUUUAUGAAUCGUUGAGACUUUUAUCCUCAAUAUUAGUGUAUUAUACGUAUUAUCUUUGUACCCUAUAUUUUUUUUCUCAAAAGUAAAAAAGUAAAAAUAAAAAUAAAGAAAAAAAAAGGUGGC